GGGAUGUGGUCUUUGAUUUGGAUCAGCCAAUUGUGUUGUUGUGUGGUGGUGGAUUCCCCGGUCGUUGUCGUCGCCGGAGCGCCGGCCGGAAGAGAUCGGGACGAGGACGAGGACGAGGACGAUCGACGGGGUGUGGUAGCUGAGCACGCUCUUCCCCGUCGCCAGCUCCAGCAGCAGCACCGCCAGCCCGAGAAACGCGAUCCGCCCGUUCAGCCUCUCGCUGUAAGGAGUGAAUCCGAAUUCCACUUUCAAGCAUGCUGAGACCGGCUCCUUCAGCGGGACCGGAGGAAGGUAGAGGGCCGCGCCGGAGG
Molecule: messenger RNA, 311 nt
Organism: Linum tenue
Lineage: Eukaryota; Viridiplantae; Streptophyta; Magnoliopsida; Malpighiales; Linaceae
Source: the annotation of a GenBank genome assembly